Alnus glutinosa is the source of this 3934-nucleotide messenger RNA. RefSeq lists its product as uncharacterized. Bases 949 to 3690 code for a protein of 913 amino acids. Gene Ontology annotation, cellular component: ubiquitin ligase complex; cytosol; nucleus. Gene Ontology annotation, biological process: protein autoubiquitination; protein polyubiquitination; protein monoubiquitination. The record is from RefSeq and is a predicted model, not a curated record. Gene Ontology annotation, molecular function: ubiquitin protein ligase activity; ubiquitin conjugating enzyme binding; cyclin binding. The transcript is spliced from 9 exons. Lineage: Eukaryota; Viridiplantae; Streptophyta; Magnoliopsida; Fagales; Betulaceae.
UAAUCGACAGAAUAUUAAGUAAAUGAUCAAAUUAAUUAUUUACUAUCCGCUUAUACUUUUGUGAUAAGUGGAUCGCCGCUUAUCAAAACCCCAGUACACGUUGCAGACAUGCGUAAGGCUUCAAAGGAAAACAUAGCAGUGGUAGCACGCACCCCUCCCUCUUUUAUUUCUCUUCCCUUCUUCUUUUCCUCUGUUCUUUCUUCUUUUAUUUUCUGGUCUGUUCCUGCGACAGGGAGCAAGAGUGAGCGAGAGAGAAGAAGAGAGAAAGGAGGAGAGAAGAAAAGAGAGGAGAGCGAGAGAGAGAAACCCAGAAUCAUCGAGAGAGAAAAAGACUCACCGAGAGAGGAGAAAUUCGCCGGGAGCGAAGGAAGGAGAGGAAAUGACCGGUUGAAUCAUAUGGGUUCAUUCAAGGAUGAGCGUUUAGGUCCUUCAAGAUCGGUCUUUUUGAAUGUGCCAAACGUAACGUGCGCCGCUCUCGGUUAAAUAGCGUGGAGGUGGGCCAGUGGAGGUUAAAACUUACACGCUGCAUAAAUGAUUCAUGCAUCAUUCUGUAUUUGAUCUAAUUAUGACACAGUAAGACGGAGUCAUUUUUUUGUAAAGGCGUAGACUUCGAUAAGAGCAAUAAAUCGUUGUGGACCGACCUAACUUUUAUAUUGUAUAACACAGGCAGGCCUGAUGAAUUUAGCAAUAUGGGCCUAGCAGCACGUACGCAUCUUUGGAAGGCUACCUUCAGGCCUUCUUGCCAGAGGUCAGGCCCAUGGGCACGUUAUGAAUAGGCGUGUUUCCUUAGCCCAAGACGUCAGACCCGAAAAACAAAGAAUAUACGCGUCGGCAAGGGUGGCCUUCAAAACUGCAUUGGGCGCCUCCUCCAGUCCUCUGUUUUUGAAACGUUUUUGGUAACUCUUAACUUCAGCUUCGUCACUAACCUCAGAGGAGCAGAGUAAUACAAUGUCCACCGAAAACCCUAGGAAAUGGCGGUUCACAUGGGAAGCCCAAUCUCACGUGCCAAUCCUUCGGGUAUUCAUCUUCGAUUCGUGCACUAGGCCCUUGGUUCAGUUCCAGAAUCUCAAGGUCCAUCUCAAUCCCUCACAGUCUCUGGUCUUGGUGAGCUGGUUUGAAGACCUCGAAGUCUCGCUCAGGGUUCCGACUCCACGGGUUCUGGUCGACCCUGAGUCUCCUGUGAGCUUUCGAGCCUUUGAUGAUCACAUCGAGGUCAAGCUCGUCCUGCUUCUUCCGGUCGAUCAUCCAAUCGUUUCGAAUUUCGAUUCCGUGUUGAAUUUGUCUGAAGGCCGAGAAAAUGCGGUCUUCGAUGCAUUGAAGCCGCUAGAAAUGGACUCCGACCUGAAGAGUCUAUCUUCUAGUGGAGGAGUUCACUUUUACUGUAAAAGUUGCUCGUUUGAGUUGACUAAAAGUCCUCUCAGAGCUCCCUUGAAGAGUUUCGCAAUGUCUGAACCACCUUCUUCUUCCUCCACCACACUUUCAAUUGAAAAUUUCUCUAGCCCAUUUUAUCUCCAUCAUGGAGACAGUCCUGGCUCUUUGCUUGUUUCUCAGCCCUUGAAUGGUGACAAUUACCUUACUUGGAAGCGAUUCAUGAUGCUGGCACUAAUGGCUAAGAACAAAUUCUGUUUUGUCGAUGGUACACUUCCCAAACCAUCAUCUACAGAUCCUACACUACAUGCAUGGGUGAGAUGCAAUAACAUGGUACUCUCAUGGAUCCUGAAUUCAGUAUCAAAGGAGAUUGCAAAUAGUGUGAUUUUUCUCAACACUGCAGCUGAUAUGUGGGAGGAUCUGAAAGAAAGAUUCUCGCAAAGCAAUGGACUUCGAGUGUUUCAGCUACAAAAGGCGAUUUCAACCCUUACACAAGGCAAUCAUUCAGUAAGUAGCUACUAUACUCAUCUCAAAGGUCUGUGGGAUGAACUUUCCAACAUUCGUCCCAUUCCAAAUUGCUCAUGCGGUGGUUUGAAGGUAUUCCUUGGUUUUCACCAUCAAGAGUACGUUUUCCAUUUUCUUAUGGGCUUAAACGAGUCUUUCUCACGUAUAAGAGGUCAAAUCCUCUUGAUUGAUCCAAUGCCUUCCAUCAACAAGGUAUUUUCAUUGGUACUUCAAGAAGAAAGGCAACGAGAGGUUGCUUUCUCGCAUUCUCUGCCUACUGAUACUGCAGCUUUGAUGUCUAAAGCUGAUUCAAAUCCACAGAAUCAAUUUUCUAGGCUGGCUUCUUUCCGCAAAGAACAUCCCACUUGUACUCACUGUGGGCUUGUUGGACAUGUUGUUGACAAAUGCUGCAAAUUACAUGGUUAUCCACCUAAGUCUAAUAAGGGAAAGAUUACCAAUCAUUCUGCUCAUCAAGUUCAAGAAUCAUCUCAAGAGUCAGCUCAGUUGUCCAUUACCCAAGAGCAAUGCAAACAAUUGCUUGCUUUACUAAAGCUGCAAUUGCCUCAAGAGUCAUCCUCUGUAAAUCCAAGCAGACAUUUUGUGGAAAUGCCAUCAGUCGAUUGGCGAGAGGUGGCUGAUAACUGGUUUGGGACUUGCUGUUGUUCGUUUGGAGGUGUAAGUGAGAAGCUGGUGACUGGUUAUGCAAAAUCAUAUACAUGUGCUGAGGGUAUUUGCCAAUUAAGUUCCACAACUGUUACUCUUUGCAAGGAUGAUCUUGUGGAAUGGAAAUCCUGUGACCAGGUUGGAUGCCAGCGGUCUGACUCUGGACCAGAUGUCAAAGGCGACAAUGGAUUUGGUGAAGGUAGUCUAGAUUCUAGAAGUCAGUGUGGAGGAGGAAUAACCUGUGAUGAUCCACGCGAGGAAACACAAGCUUCUGAUGGGGGAAAAUUCAUGCAUUCUAAGAAUGGAGAUAUUGCUGGAAAGUUCAGGUGCGGAGUUAAUGAGGAAGAAACUAAUGAUGAUGCUUCAUUUUGUUUGUUGCCAGAAUCAGAUCUCUCUAAAGAUCAGGCAUCAGCGCCUGGUUGCUGCAAUCAUGAGAAAAGUCUUGUUCUAAAUCAUGUUGAUGAAGAUCACACUCAUCAUGUGUCCGAAACUAAGGAGAUCAAGGGAAAUCAGAAAUGUUUGCUCAAUGGCUUUCUUGGAAAUAUUUUCAUGGUUAGAUCCUUCAAUCGAUCGGUAGAUGUUGAGUGGAUUGAAUAUGUUUGCCCUCAAUGUUCAUCUCUUCUUGGAGCUUACCCUUACGGCAAUGGUUAUGCACCUGUAGAUUCUGGAGUUCGGUUAUUUAAAUGUUACAUUUCCACUUGUACGCCAGUUGGUGGAUCGGGGGAUUUAUUCAGGAAGUAUACCUUGGAAAGAAUGUUUACAAAUCAGCUCCUGGAAAGUGCAAAGGAUGAAUCAUCAUAUCGGACUGUGGUUAAGGAUGUGAAAACCAAAUCUCCUUUGCUGCAAAUUGUUCUUCUAAAUCCAAAUUCUUGGUCCUGUGCUGGUUACUGUGUGGAAGCAGAGGGCCACACCGGGCCAGUUUCUAAUAUGUAUCUGCAUCCUGUCAUCAAGGUGCUUUACUCUGACUGCAGCAACAGUACGGAAUCUCAAUCAAGGAUGGUAGAAGACUGGGAAACGAAGAAUUUAGCUGAUGAAGUUUUCAUGUUGACCGGUCAAAUAAAAGAAUUGAUCAAAUCUCUGGUGUCAAGAAAGGAUGUACUUCCAGCCUCAUAUUCUUGCCUCCAAGGUUUAUCUUUGUCAUCUAUGCGGAGGUAACCGUACUUAUAUUGAAUGGAUUAGAUCUUCUGUAACUCCAAAGUUAAUAUUUAGAAAGGAACAGAUAUCUUUGGGUUCAUAGAAUCAAAUGACCACAUGUUUGGACAAGUAGAGGCUAAACAAACUAAUUGUACCAGUGCUUGGUGCGUAAUUGACUCUACAGUCUGUAAAAUUUAUUCGUCGUCUACUAGAUGGUACUCUUCUGUUAAGCAAUUCAGAAAAUAUGGGAAACAAAAUUCAUAAA